UGGCCAGCGUCUCCGGUCGUGAAAACUUCUCCAGUCGCGAUCUGUCCGCUUCCAUACUUUCAGCAUCGGAAGGCUUCCUCUGGAUCCGAUGCCUCUUCAAGUAAGCACCCUGACCGUGUCUGUUAUAAGAACAUGCUGGGAUGGGAUGGAGAGGGUCAAUCAGUCCAAGAUAUGUCUUCUCCAUGCAUCACCCAUCCAUCUCUGCGUGAGCCCCACCGCUCAUCAUAUUAACCUGUUCAUUAACAUCCCACGCGACCGCACAGGCGUCCGUGACCUCGUUGAUGCUCAGCGCGUUCUCGAGGCCGUCCGGCUGCGCAUCCUGCCACUCAUCACGCGGCGUCUGCGUCCGCAGGAACGCGCCAUCCUGAGCAGCGGCAAUGUUUUCGUCUGGGAGGAGUCUGAGGCCGAAGAUGGCCUCGCGCGUUGGACCGACGGUCGGGCGUGGUCCCAGAGCAAAAUGCGAAGCGACUGUUUGUUCUACGAGGAGAAGCUCGCUCUAAGUGAAGAUGAGAAGGCCGCCAAGGCUGUCCGGCGGGCUAUGAAAGCGAAAAACGGCUGUGCCGAGAUCCCUGCUGCUCCCAAGCGCAGGGACCGGCCGACGAAGGUGGACGGGCUGCGGAAACAGACGUACUCCGUGCUGAUCCAUCCGCCGGGAGCCACGAGUCCGCGCAGGUGGCACCUUGUGGCAUACCACUCCAUAGCGGAUGCUCCCAAUCUUCCCGUAAUCGAAGACUUCGACUAUCUGAAGAAUAUCUGCAUACCCGAAGGCGUUUUCGUCGCUUUGUCACCCACCUCCGUGCCGCCCCAUCCCUCCCGUCCGUACCGCCAUGUCGUCAACGUCAACGAUGGACCCGAGCGCCGUCGUGAUGAACUCCAGCGCCUUCCGUACGUGCGCUCCCGCACCGGCCGCCGUCGGGCUUAUCUGACGCCGUACCGCGGGUACACAGGCUACGCCGUCCUCGUCGCGCUCUGCGUCGUGUUCGCAAUCGCCGCGGGCAUGUGCUACCGCACGAACGCUUACAGGCGGCACAUGCGCUCGCUCGUCGCCGCCGAGAUCAUGCGCGGGCAGGCCGCGGGCACCGCCGCGACGCAAGCAGCGGAAGCGGCCCUGGGCCCCAAACCCGAUCUGUUCAAUGUCUACGUUGUCGAGGACUUCGCUGAUGAGAAGAAGAAGAAGAAGGGAGGAGUGCGGUGGGGCGACCUGCUGCCAAUAGCAGUUACGCGGCACGACAAGGGAAGCGCCACGGACAACGCCCUGCUGUCCGUGGCGCAUGUCUCUGUGAUGAUAAGGAUGCCUCAUGGAGAUCUACCACUGUCCCCGUCCGAGCCCGAGAGCGAACGGAACCUCUCCGCCUUGGAGAUGGGCCUAUGCGAAACGCCUUACGUGGAUAAGCACGAUGCGAGCGUGCGACUGUAACAACAUGCCACCCUUGGAAUUGAAACACAACAUUAACGUGACGAAAACAACACAGUGGAAGUACAGUCUGAAUAAGGUAAAGAUUUCGAAGAAGAUCAAAUUGCAGGCGGCGGGAGACCUGGGGUCGCCGGCGGCUCGGGCUGUUCGUACGGCGGCGGCAGCUGAUUAGCGACGUGGGCCUCCAGCGUCGCCAGACGCUGCUCGAGAUACCGUUCCCGCUCAGAGGGGUAUAGUGACGGGGGAUUCGCCUCGGAGUAGACCGUAUCUCUGCGCGAGGAUGUCUCGGACUGCGACUGGGACGGCUGCCGCGAUAUGGAGCGCGACGGGCCGGCGACCGGGGUGGGCACAAUAUAUCCCGCUGUUUAGCUCCGGAGUCAGAAUCCAGAUCGCAACGGAACCUAUUUCGACGCACCCAUUUUCUCAGGCGGGAAUCGGCCUGCACGCGUGUCGACAGACAAAGGUGCAGCAGCGGCCUCAGGUGACAGCGGCAACGUCUCACGAGUCAUCGUCCCGCUCCGCGACAGCGGGGGAUUGGCGUUCGAGGAGGCCGAGGCGAAUGUGCUCGUCGCAAAUAAGUUCCCGACGGUGAGCGAAGCGGGCGGGCGCUCGUCCACGAAUGGCUGCAGCACAUUGUUGCCCCGGAUCCUGCGCAUCUCGCCCUGCACCGGCGGGAGACCAGCCGCCCGCCGCUCGGCAUCUUGCUGCGACCGCUUGACCUGCCUCCGCCGCCGGAAGAGCACGAAGAGCACGAAAGCCAGAACGCCGCCGACGAGCACGCCGAUGACCGCACCGACGAUCGCACCGACAUCGACAUGGUGCGCGGAAGUCAGAGCCGCAGGCGAGUCUUGUGUUGAGCUGGAUCUUAGGACAGGCGUUUGAGAAGAGGUGCUAGUGACCGUUGAAUGUAUGCAAUCGAAAAACACGUUGAAACACUCACGCCGA
This is a messenger RNA of Mycena citricolor, 2359 nucleotides long. The record is from the annotation of a GenBank genome assembly. NCBI's taxonomy places the organism in Eukaryota, Fungi, Basidiomycota, Agaricomycetes, Agaricales, Mycenaceae.